This is a messenger RNA of Erythranthe guttata (spotted monkey flower), 1426 nucleotides long. Its product is annotated as aluminum-activated malate transporter 2. Lineage: Eukaryota; Viridiplantae; Streptophyta; Magnoliopsida; Lamiales; Phrymaceae. The record is from RefSeq and is a predicted model, not a curated record. Gene Ontology annotation, biological process: malate transport.
AUCUGAGGUUUUGGAGGAACAACAAUAUUAAAAUGGCAUCCGACAACAAUCAAGAAAGUAGUGUUCUUAAAGAGUUGCCGAAAAUUGCAUGGACACGUUUGAAGGGUUGCUCCGACAAGGUUGUUAGUACGGUGAUGUGUCCUGUCAGAGAUGCCAAGAACCUAGGAAAACAAGAUCCGAGAAGAAUCACUCACUCGUGUAAAGUCGGAUUGGCCGUAACCCUAGUUUCGUUACUCUACUAUUUCGAUUUCUUGUACGAUGGUUUCGGCGUUUCUGCGAUGUGGGCUGUCAUGACUGUCAUUAUCAUCUUCGAUUUUACCGUCGGAGCAACACUUGGAAAAGGGGUGAAUAGAGGGGUUGCCACAUUGAUUGGAGGUGCAUUAGGCCUCGCAGCGCACCGGUUAACGAGUUUUAACGGAAGAAUCGUGGAAUUUAGUGUGCUCGGAUUUUUCAUUUUCUUGAUAUCUGCUUUGGCGACAUUUAUUCGAUUUUUUCCGAAAGUACAGGCGAGAUAUGAUUAUGGACUUUUAGUAUUUAUAUUGUCGUUUUGUCUGAUAUCGGUGUCGGGCUACCGGAAUGAUGAGGUCAUGCUGAUGGCAUACAGAAGGCUGUCGACAGUUAUGAUUGGUGGAGUUCUUACUGUGUUCAUUUCCAUAUUUGUGUGCCCGAUUUGGGCUGGUGAAGAUCUUCACAAUCUCACGGCUAAUAACAUCGAAAAGCUUGGGAUUUUCAUGGAAGGUUUCGAACGAAGAUACUUUGAGACAAACAACGAUAAAAAGCAAGAGAAGAAAGCUUCACCGGACGGAUACAUAACGGUUAUUAAUUCCAAAAGCACCGCUGAUACAUUGGUGAAUGUUGCAAAAUGGGAGCCUAGGCAUGGUAGGUUUAAGUAUUGGCAUCCAUGGGAACAAUACCUUAAGAUUGGAGCCAAUACUAGAGAAUGUGCAUGCAAAAUUGAUGCAUUAAAUUGCUAUCUCAACUCAAAGAUACAGACACCGAUGGAAAUCCGAGAGAAGAUACAAGAACCGUGCACGACAAUAAGCCAACAAUGCAGCCACGCUCUGAGAGAACUAUCGGUCGGGAUCAAGAAAAUGAGUAGCCCUGCGAUGCUGAGCGACCCUCAUAUAAAAAAUGCGGAGGCUGCCGCCAAGAGUCUCGAGUCUUUGUUGCAGAACGGGAAGUGGCUUGAAAUCGAUUUCCGUGACAUGAUACCGGCGGCAGCGGUGGCUCUACUGCUCAUUGAAAUGGUCUCUUGCACGGCUAAGUUAGCCGACUCGGUCCACGAGCUCGCUUCCAUGUCAAAAUUUAGGGCUCCAUAUGAUAAUGCGGUGAAGGCUAAUCAGACGUGCUUGGAGAGAGUGGUGGUAGUGACACGUGUAUCGAACGAUCACAAGGUUUCACUGUUGUGCUGAGGUGGAAUCAAUUA